AUGAGGAGCUCUCUGCCAUCGAGGCUGUUCGACAGGAGUCCAGCAGCGUCCUGUGAGACUCCGAGCUCCGUAAAGUAUCAGCGGCACGUGGACUGCGCACCGGACGCUGCCGAUGACGGCGGGCCGAAGGAGAGGUGGCCCCGGGACAUGACCUUUGCCUUUCGCCCAGAGCGGUACGAGCCUUUGACGGACGAUGGGGCGAAAGAGAAGAGGAGAAAAAAGCGGAAAGAAAACUACAAGAAAGUGAGGAAGAAUGUUGGGAAGGCACUUCGCACCACCUGGAAGUGUUUGAAGCUCGGCCUUUACAACUUCGCCUUCGCCUACUCCACUCCGGUCACAGUGGCUGCUGCUUUCGCGCCGGAUUUUUACCACGACAGAAACGAGACCUGA
Molecule: messenger RNA, 390 nt
Organism: Austrofundulus limnaeus
Lineage: Eukaryota; Metazoa; Chordata; Actinopteri; Cyprinodontiformes; Rivulidae
Exons: 2
Coding region: 1-390 (129 amino acids)
Source: RefSeq, a predicted model, not a curated record